CUGAAUUUCCCGAGCCAACUGUUGCUAUAAAGCUGGACCUGACUGGGAUGGUUUUCAGAGCGGAAAAGACUGGAGUUCGACCAAAACUUACACAAUGGAGUUUUAUACCUUCGCGCUAUUUGCAAUCGCUUUGUCGUUUUACAGCGUGUUGGCGUUGAAACCUAAAGACGUGUGCCUCCUUCCAAUGGAAGAGGGACUUUGCAAGGCUGAUAUCCAGCGCUAUUACUACAAUACUAUCACCCAGAAAUGCGAGCUUUUCUCCUAUGGGGGCUGCAUGGGGAAUGCAAAUAACUUCGGGACCUAUGAGGAGUGCCACAAGACAUGUUUCAGAAUCCCAAAGAUCCCCACAAUCUGCAGGUUUCCUAAAGAGGAGGGACCCUGCCGUGCCCUCUUCCCCCGCUAUUUCUUCAACAUGACUACCAUGCAGUGUGAGCCCUUUUACUACGGUGGCUGCCAGGGGAACUCCAACCGCUUCCAAGAACUCACCUCUUGCAUGGACUACUGCAGUCCGCACAAAACUGUUCCUGUGCUUUGUCUGGACCGUCUAGACAAAGGGAAAUGCUCAGCCUCCAUAACUCGGUUUUACUACAACACCGCCACCAAGAUGUGCGAGGAGUUCGUGUACUCGGGCUGCGGAGGGAGCAGCAACAACUUUGUGUCGCGGCAGAGCUGCAUGGACGUGUGCGUCAAAGGAGGAAAGCAGCGCGCAGACCAAGGAAAAGGCCGGCGCAUGAGACGGCACAGAUAUUUUCGCAUCGCUUCCUCUCGCAUAGGCGUCUGACACCUGCUCCCAGGAACUCUCACGGAUGAACCCUGAAGUGAAACUAACGUGUAUUUGUUUAUGCUUAAAAAUGAUGACCGGGCUGAUUAUGAGGAAAAACACUAAGUGGCACGUAUGUGAUGCCUUAUAAGCAUUUUGUGAUUUUGAUGUGUUCUGUUGACAAAGUUUAUCACUUCUGCACUCAUGUUUGUGUAUUUUGUAUGUAAAGUAUGUAUUUUUUUUACAUUAUUAUAUUUUUUUUUAUUAACAUCCUUUGAUCAAACAGAGAAUUUGUUGACGAAUUCUUCCAUUUCCGUACCUUGAUGCUGCUGUUUUAAGCAAAUGACUGCAAUGUGUGAUACUUUUGAUAAUUAACAAACUCCAAAAGUUUGGAUUUUAACUUCUUCAACUACUUGGGUGCCUACAAGUUGGCUUUAAGAGUUGUCCAAGUUGUCCUCGUUUUCCUGAUUAAAACAACAACAACAACAAAAAAA
Molecule: messenger RNA, 1254 nt
Organism: Mugil cephalus (flathead mullet)
Lineage: Eukaryota; Metazoa; Chordata; Actinopteri; Mugiliformes; Mugilidae
Gene: tfpi2
Product: tissue factor pathway inhibitor 2
Exons: 5
Coding region: 95-781 (228 amino acids)
Biological process (GO): negative regulation of peptidase activity
Cellular component (GO): extracellular region
Molecular function (GO): serine-type endopeptidase inhibitor activity
Source: RefSeq, a predicted model, not a curated record